CACGGUUAGCAUUAAUUUCUGUUUUAAUGUUUUUGGAUGUUUGGGCUUACUUUGAAUCCGUAUCAAGUUUAGCAUUUUUGAAAUUAUCUUGGACAGCUAAGUCAUUUUUUAGACAAUCUGUUCAGCUAGUUUCGGAUAACUUCUAAUGUUUCUUUUUUGGCAUUUGACCUAACUAUCCACAGUUUCUGGGCUAGCCUGGAAUAUUAGCUAUUUUUUUCUACCUAUUUAAUAUUGACAGCACGUUAGAUAAACUCUUGGAUGAGCAUUAAGCUAACUUUUCCUUUCACGUUUUAUUUUUAUUUUUCUGGUUUCUGAGCCAGUUUGUUUUUACAUUUCUGACGAUCAUUAGGCUAAGCUAAUAUUUCAGCCCAUUAUGUAACCUUUACGGCUAUUUUAGCAUCUGGCUAGCAUCCAUGAGCUAAAUGUUUUUGACUUGAGCUGCUGUUGUGGUCGGAGCUUGUUGUAAACACAUUCCGCUCAUUGUCAGCUAGCACCGCUUUAGCCUGACACUCAUCACAUGCUGAUGUUUAUUUGGUGUCAUGUUUCUUCUUACAUCAGCCGUGGCCUUUUACACUGAAGCUAACCGUGUUGUUGACAGAGCAGAGUGGGAACGUCCCGAACCGUUCCCUCACAUCGCAGCAGGCUGUGAAUCCUCGGCACAAAGAGCAGCAGUGUGUGACCAGACUGCAGAGGCCGCCGCCGAGUAAACCGUCCAGAGUCACUGACAAACAACUUCUCACACACGCUCCAAGGAUAUAAAUACAAAAAUAAAAAGCCAGCGUGGUCCAGUGAGGGUAACAGAGGGGUGAGAGUGGAGCGGACCGCACUGACGUCAGGACACUGAGCUCACACUCGCUCUGACACAGGUGUCAAAAAUGAGUCAGCUGCGUAUAAAAGCACGAUCCACCUUAGCUCAGAGCUCAUGUUCACUCCCUGGUGGCGGCAGAGUGUAAAUCCACAGCUCCUCUAUUGUCCACUGUCCAGGUCGUUAAUCCAGACUGGGUUUAGGUUUUUUUUUCGAGGUGGAGCCACAGAGUUUCCAACAACUCACAACAACUCUCCCUGUGAUUCCAACUUGUUUUCCAGAACAUGGGGGAGCAAAAUAAAAUAUUAUCCCGACCCAUUUUCUGCCGUGAUGCCGGCUGGGAUCCAUUCCCAAACUGGACGCAGCCGAGUCGCAUCCUCCAAGCGCAGGACUUUGGCUUCCCUCCUUUCCUGGAGCCAAAUGAUCUGGACUGGCUGACGUGGGCCAGGAAGAGGCUGGCGUCCAUGUCGUGGCCCGAGUUCGCUCAAACUCCGCUUCUGUCUCCGCUCAUUGGUCGUCAACCCGCAGCGCUGGGAGAAAAAGAUCCGAGACAUUUGACCAACGGCGUGUCAGAGAUCCUGACGGGACGCGACAGCUGGAAGAUUAGCCUGGACGUCAACCACUUCUCACCAGAGGACAUUACGAUCACCACCAAGGAGGGAUACCUGCUGAUAUCAGGAAAACAUGAGGAAAAGCAGGAUCAGCAGGGAGUGGUUUCAAGAUGCUUCAACCGGCGGUACAAGCUGCCACCUGGUGUUGACCUGCAGCACAUCAGCUCCUCACUGUCCACUGAGGGACUCCUGUCCGUGGAGGCUCCUGUUCAGGGGACGACCACCAUGGACCUGAGCCGAGAGCUGGUCAUACCAGUCCAGACCAGGGAGAGGCAGGAGAGUGCACAGUGAGGGAGGAGAGGGAGAGAGAGUGAGAGAGAGUGAGAGAGAGAGAG
Cynoglossus semilaevis (tongue sole) is the source of this 1751-nucleotide messenger RNA. Its product is annotated as heat shock protein beta-1-like. Bases 1090 to 1707 code for a protein of 205 amino acids. The record is from RefSeq and is a predicted model, not a curated record. Gene Ontology annotation, biological process: response to heat; protein refolding; negative regulation of apoptotic process. Gene Ontology annotation, cellular component: nucleus; cytoplasm. The transcript has 3 exons. NCBI's taxonomy places the organism in Eukaryota, Metazoa, Chordata, Actinopteri, Pleuronectiformes, Cynoglossidae.